AUGCCUCUUCUCACCGAGAACCGCGCCCUGCGCAUCCUCGACCAUGCCUCCCAAAACCACUACGGCGUCCCAGCAAUGUGCUGCUACAACAUCGAAGGCAUCCUCGCCACCGUCCGCGCAGCCGAAGCCAAGCGCGCACCAGCCAUGAUCCUCCUCUUCCCCUGGGCAAUCCACUACGCCGACGGACUCCUCGUGCACGCCGCAGCCGAAGCAGCGCGCAAAGCCAGCGUGCCCGUAACCGUCCACAUGGACCACGCGCAAACGCCCGAGAUAAUCCGGUACGCGGCGGACCUGGGCGGGUUCGACAGCAUCAUGGUUGACAUGUCGCACUACGAGAAAGCGGAGAAUCUGGCGCUGACGCGCGAGCUGGUGGAGUACUGUCAUGCGCGGGGGAUAGCGACGGAGGCGGAGCCCGGACGGAUCGAGGGCGGGGAGGACGGGGUAGCGGACACGGCUGAUUUGGAGGGGCUGUUGACGACGCCUGAGGAGAGCCGGGAGUUUGUGGAUACGGGGAUUGAUUGGUUGGCGCCGGCUUUUGGGAAUGUGCAUGGGGAGUAUGGGGCGCGGGGGAUUCAGUUGGAGUAUGAGCGGUUGCGGUCGAUUAAUGAGGCGGUUGGGGGGCAGGUGAGGCUUGUGUUGCAUGGGGCGGAUCCGUUUUCCAAGGAGAUUUUUCAGAAGUGCAUUGAUUGUGGGGUGUCGAAGAUUAAUAUCAAUAAGGUGUUGAAUAAUGAGUAUGUGAAGGUUCAGGCGGAGAAGGCGGGGAAGGUGCCGUUGACUGCUUUGUUGGAGGAGGCGACUAAUGCGAUGCAGAAGGCUGUGGAGGGUUGUAUUGAUAUGUUGGGUGCUGGGGGGAGAUAUCCUUGA
Molecule: messenger RNA, 864 nt
Organism: Penicillium verhagenii
Lineage: Eukaryota; Fungi; Ascomycota; Eurotiomycetes; Eurotiales; Aspergillaceae
Product: class II fructose-bisphosphate aldolase
Exons: 1
Coding region: 1-864 (287 amino acids)
Biological process (GO): carbohydrate metabolic process
Molecular function (GO): aldehyde-lyase activity; zinc ion binding
Source: RefSeq, a predicted model, not a curated record